CUCAGAUCUUACUCGGAUCCGUACAACUUCAGGACAUGCCUCGACGACCUCGCCCCGCUUCCCGACGUCCCCCAGUGCUCGCAGAGCAGCAUCCUCUUCCUUCAAGAGUGAAGCCACAAGAACCUGGAAAGGAGAAACGCGAGUUUGCCCGACAACUCCAGCAAUUUGACGAACUUGGAGAGUCUGAAGCCUCCGAGGCGUCCGGAUCCGAGUCUGAAGGGUUCUUCCAGCAGGAAGAGGACGAAGAUCCCGCGUCGCUGGACGACGGCUCUGAUGAUGAUAUUGAAGAUGAUGUGCUAGAGGAGCUCGAUGUCGAUGGGGCGCGCGUCGCUCAAUGGGUUGAUGAUGAGGAAGUGGAGGACAUAAGUGAAGAGGAGAGCGAUGCGGAGUCUAGUGCGUCUGAGGAGGAAGCGGAACCGACUUACCGAGCAGAGGACGCCCUCGCUUCUCUGUCGUUCGGCACACUGCGGAAAGCGCAACGAGAGUUAGCACGCGCUAGUGCCUUCGAUGCCGGAGAUUCAGAUUCAAAUCUUGACGAAGACGAAGACGAGGUGGAACAGGCACCUUCGCGCUACGAUCCCAAGGGCAAGGCAAAAGAAGUGGAAGAGCCCAGAAAGCCUAAGAAAGACAUCCCGAAACGCCCACAUAAACAUGCUCCUACAGAAGUGACUUCGAAGAAACCUGUAGCAAGGAAAAAGCCGGCUGUCGAAGGAGAGAAAGCGAUAGCUCGAGAUCCACGUUUCUUACCCAUGACCGGGGAGUUCUCAGACAAACGCUUCCGUGCACAAUAUGGCUUCCUCGCAAACCUGCAUACUCAAGAGAUGCAGACCCUCAAGGAUAAUUUAAAGCGUGCACGUAAACUUCUGGUAAACUCCCCAAAACAUCUACGGGAAGAACGCGAACAAGAGGUUCAACGACUAGAACGCGCUUACAAACGCGCUGAGAGUAUGGUCAGCAAGGAUCGACGAGAGAAGAUCGAGCAGGAGGCACUCGAGAAAGUGGCUCAGGAGGAGAAGCAGAAGCAGAAAGCAGGAAAGGGCGCAUGGUACAUGAAGGAUUCGGACAAGAAGGAUCUUCUUCUGCGGGCGAAAUACGAGGCUUUGGCAGCGUCAGGCGGGCGCAGGGCGGUCAGGAAAGCCAUAGACAGGCGGCAGAAGAAGGCGGGUCAGAAAGAGAAAAAGAGUCGACCGUUUGCGCCCGGUUCUUCUGGAGUCCCACAGCGGAAACGAUCUGGUGCUGCUCAUGGCGACGACAGUCAGCGAAGCGAAAAACGUAGGCGGGUAGGUUGAUGCCUCGCGGUCUACAUUCACCUCCUUCCUCCUUCUUAAGUCGCCGUCAGGGCGCCGGCUAGCCUGCCUGCAGUAGCCGUGGAUGCUUCAGACUACUAUAAUACAUACCACCGCCGUGCUACAGCUAUGCUGUGUCGGUGCAGUCAAUUUA
Molecule: messenger RNA, 1440 nt
Organism: Rhodofomes roseus
Lineage: Eukaryota; Fungi; Basidiomycota; Agaricomycetes; Polyporales; Fomitopsidaceae
Product: DUF947-domain-containing protein
Exons: 6
Coding region: 36-1289 (417 amino acids)
Biological process (GO): maturation of SSU-rRNA from tricistronic rRNA transcript (SSU-rRNA, 5.8S rRNA, LSU-rRNA)
Cellular component (GO): 90S preribosome; nucleolus
Source: RefSeq, a predicted model, not a curated record